Messenger RNA from Dipodomys spectabilis (banner-tailed kangaroo rat), 1473 nucleotides. RefSeq names its product src kinase associated phosphoprotein 1 (gene Skap1). Bases 88 to 1158 code for a protein of 356 amino acids. The record is from RefSeq and is a predicted model, not a curated record. The transcript has 13 exons. Gene Ontology annotation, cellular component: cytoplasm; plasma membrane. NCBI's taxonomy places the organism in Eukaryota, Metazoa, Chordata, Mammalia, Rodentia, Heteromyidae. Gene Ontology annotation, molecular function: protein binding.
GCUGCUGCGCCCCAACACCCGGGUCCCUGGAGACAUCGGCACCCCCCACGGUCCCCGCAGGCCCAAGCCCCUCUCCCGCCAGCCCCCAUGCAGGCCGUCGCCCUCCCAGAUGAGAUCCGUUGGCUCCUGGAAGAUUCUGAAGAUUUCUUGGCAGAAGGUUUGCGAAAUGAGAACCUCAGUGCUGGUGCAAGGGACAGCAGGGAUCACAUUCUGCGAGGCUUUCAGCAGAUCAAAGCGAGAUACUGUUGGGAUUUUCAGCCCCAAGGAGGAGACGUUGGGCAGGACAGCUCGGAUGACAGUCACAGCAUAACUCAUGUCCCGCCUCUUGCAGCCGAUGCCCCCUUUGGGUCAGAUUAUCAAGAUGAGGGACUAGAAGACAUCGUAAAAGGUGCUCAAGAGCUUGAUAACAUCAUCAAGCAAGGGUACUUGGAGAAAAGAAACAAAGAUCAUAGCUUCUUUGGGUCGGAGUGGCAGAAGCGAUGGUGUGUGAUCUGCAGAGGCUUCUUCUUCUACUAUGCUAAUGAGAAAAGCAAGCAGCCCAAAGGGACCUUUCUCAUUAAGGGCUACAGUGUUCGAAUGGCCCCUCACCUCCGAAGAGACUCCAAGAAAGAAUCCUGCUUUGAACUCGCCUCUCAGGAUAGGCGCAGCUAUGAGUUUACAGCUGCUAGUCCAGCGGAAGCCAGAGACUGGGUGGAUCAGAUAAGUUUCUUGUUAAAGGAUCUGAGCUCCUUAACCAUCCCCUAUGAAGAGGAAGAGGAAGAGGAGGAGGAAGAGAUGUAUGAUGACAUUGAUGGUUUUAACACCCCAAAUUCUGGUUCUCAGUGCAGACCCAUCAUCUCCCCCAGUAGUAUGGGGAUCCAAGAGCCAACAGAGAAGGAAGAGGAUAUUUAUGAAGUCUUACCAGAUGAAGAGCAUGAUGGGGAAGAGGAAGAGCAUGGUGCUGGGCGAAGAGGAGUGGACUAUGCCAGUUAUUAUCAAGGCCUAUGGGAUUGCCAUGGUGACCAGCCAGAUGAACUGUCCUUCCAGCGAGGUGACCUCAUCCGUGUUCUGAGUAAGGAAUACAACAUGUAUGGCUGGUGGGUAGGAGAACUAAACAGCCUCGUUGGGAUCGUACCGAAGGAGUACCUCACCACCGCCUUUGAUCUAGAAGAAAGAUGAAACCAGGAGCCAACUUCUUGCUGUUCUGCAUUAAAGAAGAAGCAGACCAUCUAGAGCUCCCAGUCACCAUUUUGGCCAUGGCCUCUCUCUUCACAGACUGAACCAAGUCUCAGCUACCUUAUCUGAGAUCCUGCGCAUCAAGCAGGAUAUACUAAACCAUAACUCAUCACUUAUGUCCGUCUCUAAUAGCGUCCACACACUCACACGUGCUUUUUCCAUGGCUAGUCACAAGGAAGAGGAGGAGGUGGAGGCAAUUUUGAGAGGAGGUUGUUGGCUGCUUUGUAAAGCACAAAUAAACUUCAGAUUCAGGUCUUU